CCCUUUUUUGUGAUUCUCAUAUUUCUAACUUCAUAAUAUCACCAUGGGUUCCACAAAGUUUUCAUCUUUUUCCUACUCCCACUUACUAUAUCUAUAUGUCUAGUUCUUCAUAAGAACUGCAUUGUAACAUACCCUUUACUAAUUUGAGUAAUUUCUCUUUUCCAUGGCGAAAAUCCCUCUUGAUUAUAGUCCUUUGCUUUCUAAACAUGGUGAUGAAACUGAUGAUGGUUAUGUCAGAAAGUUAUCACCUUUUGUUGUGUCAGCUACUAAAUGGACUCUUAGGACUUUGAUUUUCAUAAUCUUUGUUUUAUGGGCUGCUUUCAAUUUUCUGUUACCAUCAGAACCUGUUCAUGAAUUGUUCACAAAAUGGAUUCUUUUCAGCCAAGGAUCUUCCUUUGGAAUCACAGGAAGCAUUUUCAUGAGUCACAGUGUUCCAGUUCUUGCAGUUGCAUUCCUUGCCAUUGCACACCUGAUUAUUUCUGGGGAGGAUCAGCUUCCUGAGAAUAAGAGUUCCAAGUAUCCGAGAUUUCGCCUAUGGACUUUUCCUGUGCUUAUCAAUGGACCAUUUGGGGUUGUUUCUGCUACAGAGUUCAUUGGGAUUGUCAUUUUUGUAGCAUAUGUUGGUACAGGACUAUAUGUCAUUUCAUCUACCUUGGGCUUUGUGAUCUUACUUGCUUUGUUGAAUAUUUACUAUAUAAAUCCAUUUGGUGUGUAUCAAUGGUGGUACAAAGGGUUACUAUUUGCAGUCAUUAUGGUUGCAAGUGUUGUUAUCUUUGGUGGCAUAGUGGUUGGAUUUUGGCAUAUGUGAGAAAAGCAAAGUUCUCUCAAGGAUAAUUCCAAUAACAUCAAGGUUGAUAAAAUCGCGGAAAAUGGCUCCGUAGCUUCCAAUGAUCCAAGUUCAGACAAUUUUGCAAAGUUAACUGAUCUUCGAUAUGGUUCUAGGCCAGACUUUAAAGAGAUUUUUGAAUCGAUGUCAGAGAAAUGGGGGCAUGUUGAUGUUGGUGUGAUAGUCUGUGGUCCUCCAACUCUUCAAUCAAGUGUUGCAGAAGAAAUCAGGUCACAUAGUUUGACAAGACAAACUUAUCAUCCCAUCUUCCAUUUCCACAGCCAUAGCUUUGAUCUUUAGCUUCCUCCAGAUGUUAGAAAUGCCUUCAAUAAUGGAAAAGCAUGCAUAUAUAAUGUAUAUAUAUAGCAGAUUCUCCGUAUGAGACCAGUCAUUAGCCUAGUUAGUGAAUAUUUUGCACCUUUAGUAUGGCAAAAAAAAUUAUUGCCAAAUUGCUAUUCAAUUAUGCAGUCCAUUGCAAGAUAAGGUAUUAAUUAUAACCUUUAAAUGGAGUCUAUAAGGAAUUAUAUGUGGGAUGAUACUUAUUACUCCUAAUGUGAAUAUAUUAUCACUAGAUAUAUACUA
This is a messenger RNA of Vicia villosa (hairy vetch), 1408 nucleotides long. Its product is annotated as ferric reduction oxidase 7, chloroplastic-like. The record is from RefSeq and is a predicted model, not a curated record. Lineage: Eukaryota; Viridiplantae; Streptophyta; Magnoliopsida; Fabales; Fabaceae. The transcript has 4 exons. Bases 164 to 808 code for a protein of 214 amino acids.